Messenger RNA from Neltuma alba, 1533 nucleotides. RefSeq names its product UDP-glycosyltransferase 72E2-like. Bases 1 to 1533 code for a protein of 510 amino acids. The transcript has 2 exons. The record is from RefSeq and is a predicted model, not a curated record. Gene Ontology annotation, molecular function: coniferyl-alcohol glucosyltransferase activity. Lineage: Eukaryota; Viridiplantae; Streptophyta; Magnoliopsida; Fabales; Fabaceae.
AUGGAACCAUUGUUGCUUAAAGAUGAACCAAUGGUGUUUGAGGGCUUCAUGAAAAUAUGUAUGAACAUAGUUGACGCUGAUGGGAUUCUAGUGAACACAUGGCAAGAACUUGAGCCAACGACACUUAAAGCUUUAUUAAGUGGUGAAGCUAUAAGGGGAAAGAUUUAUCCGGUCGGACUGUUAGUGAGAGGCAUCAAUUCAAACCGAACCGAGAAGGAUCAUGAUCUGGUUUUAAGUUGGCUAGAUCGGCAACCGGCUGAGUCAGUUAUUUUCGUGUCGUUUGGGAGUGGUGGGACCAUGUCGGAGGCACUAAUGGAAGUUAAGCCAUUAAUGGCUAGAUCGGCAAUGGCUUAUGUUUUGGAGUUAAGCCAGCAGAGAUUCAUUUGGGUGGUUCGGCCGCCACAUAAAGAAAAAACCAGUGCAAAUCAUGGUUCAUACUUCAAGCUUGAGUAUGGAGAAAACAACACAGAUAGCUUGCUAGAGAAAUUCCUGAGUAGGACCCACGAGUUAGGGCUUAUGGUCCCCAUGUGGGCCCCACAGUUGGAGAUUCUAGAACAUUCUUCAGUCGGGGCAUUCAUGAGUCACUGUGGCUGGAACUCGAUGUUUGAAGCGAUAACCAAUGGUGUGCCGAUGAUAGCGUGGCAGUUGUACGCGGAGCAGAAGAUGAACGCGGCGGCGCUGACAGAGGAGAUGGGGGUGGCGGUGAGGGUGAAGAGGGGUGGGAAUAAAGCAGAGGUGGUGAAGAGAGAGGAAAUACAGAGGCUGACAAGAAGAGUGAUGGUGGAAGAACAAGGUGUGUACAUGAGGGAAAGGGUUAAAAAGCUUCAACGUGGCGCAAAAAUGACUUUGUCUGAGGCUGGAUCAUCUUUUGACUCUAUUUAUCAACUGGCCAACUAUUGUAAGACAAGUUCUUCUACCUUCAUCUUCUCCAACACCAUCAACAUGGUCUUAACUGUCGGAAACCCUAGCGUUGCUUUGCUCUGCAGCCCAGGAAUCGGCCAUCUCAUUCCAAUGCUUGAGCUGGGCAAGUGUCUGAUGUCUAAUGAUGGCUUCGACGUUACCAUCUUCAUUGUGACCACUGAUUCUUCAACCACACAUUCGCAGAUAGUCCACCAAACUUCAUCAAACCCUAAAACCGCUGCCGCCCUAAACGUCAUCGUACUCCCACCUGUAGAUGUUUCCAGCAAGCUCAAGCCAUUGAACUCAUCACAGUUCGGAGCUCGAAUCAGGUUAACAAUGGAGGAAGCGCUCCCACUUCUUCGCUCUGCUUUUCUCUCAAUGAAGCUUCGUCCAAUAGCUCUCAUCGUUGAUUUGUUCGGCACUGAUGCUUUCGCCAUGGCACGUGACCUCGAGAUGCUUACCUACGUGUUUUUCACUUCCAGUGCAUGGGUUCUUGCUCUUGCUGUGCAUGUUCCAGUUAUGGAGAAGGAACUGUUAGACAGGCAUGUGAAACUCCAUGAACCGCUUCCCAUUCCGGGUUGUAAACCGCUUCGGUUCGAAGACACCAUGGAACCGUUAUUGCUUAAAGAUUAA